Messenger RNA from Striga asiatica, 1704 nucleotides. NCBI's taxonomy places the organism in Eukaryota, Viridiplantae, Streptophyta, Magnoliopsida, Lamiales, Orobanchaceae. The record is from the annotation of a GenBank genome assembly.
AUGGCUUCCUCUCCACACACAGCCGCUGACCAAUCUUUCCCGAGCUACCUCACCACCGUAAACGUGUCCAACUUCGUCUCCUCCAAACUCUCUGGCGACAGCCGCUCGAACAACUACCGGUCCUGGAGACGGCAGUUGCUCUGCCUCAUUGAGGCCCACGACUUGACCCGCUUCAUCGACGCCAUGAAUCCUCCGUCGGCAGACAAUAAUGUGGCGUGGAGGACGGACCGAGUGGUCAUGGGCUGGAUUCUCGGGUCACUGGACGACCCGACGCUUAGGACGGUGGCCCAUUUGGUCACCGCCAGAGAUGUGUGGGCCAAGUUGGAGAAGAACAACGGUGGGCCAACCCCCACCAGCCCGCCACAGCCACAAGGUACUCUUUGCUUAACGAUUAAUGGGCCACCGCCAGAGAUGUGUGGGCCAAGUUGGAGAAGAACAACGGUGGGCCAACCCCCACCGGCCCGCCACAGCCACAAGCACGAGUGGCAAGAGUAUCUGCCGCUGUACAGAGCCACGCUGAUGGGAGACUGGGAGCGGGCCAAACAAAUCAUUGCCCGGGACCCGCACGCCACCACAACCCGGAUAGCCUUCACCUUGGAGACGUCCCUCCACAUAGCCGUGGGCACGGGCAAGGCCCUCCAUUUCGUCCAGAACUUGGUCGACAUAAUGCCAGACGACCUAUUAGGAGUGAAGGACGAGCUCGGCUACACGGCCCUUCACGUGGCGUCUCUGACUGGAAAUAAGGUUGCCGCCAAGAUCCUGGUGGGCCGCAGGCCUGAUUUGCUGUGCGCACUUGACAACGUUGGUAACUUCCCAGUCCACAAGGCGGCAUUGGCGGCCCAUGGGGAGACCCUUUGGUACUUGAUAUCCGAGACAAGGGACGACUGGUUACCGAGCCCGUACCUUGGGGAGAUGGCCUCAAGAUUCUAUGUGGCUUUGUAUUUGGCUCAAAAGUAUUCACAUUUGGCUUCUUUGAAACUGAAAGAUGGCACGUCGGCCUUGAGCAGGUUAGCGCUUAAGGACUAUGCAUUCCCGAGUGGCGUAAGGCGAUUCAACUUCUGGGAACGGUUUAUUUACUCAGUUCCUCAUGCGAAGGCCAAUCGCCAAAGAAAACGCACUCAUGAGCUGGUGUUUGAUCUUCUUCGAACCCUCUGCAAGAAUAUGGAGUGCUUAGAUUACAAUCAGGCCUCUGGAAUCUACGUGGACGCCAUUCUUUUGGCUGCACGCUCGGGGGUUCACGAGGUUAUCGAGGAACUUGAAGUCAAGAAAUUUCUCAAACCCUAUUCCCAAAAACGAUUCAACAAUUCCGAAAGCGGAAAAACAGCUGAGAUGGUAUUCACAGACGAGCACAAGGAACUAAAAUCUGAAGGCGAAAAGUGGAUGAAGGACACAGCCAACUCGUGCACAAUUGCCGCCGCAUUGAUUGCUACCGUCGUGUUCGCCGCCGCUAUCACGGUCCCCGGCGGAAACGCGUCCAACGGCUUCCCUUUCUUCUCCACGAAGGCCGCCUUCAUAAUAUUCGCGAUCUCGGAUGCCGUCUCUCUCUCUUCACGUCCACAACCUCUCUCUUGAUGUUCUUGUCUAUUCUGACCUCACGCUAUGCGGAGGAAGAUUUCAGGUACGCGUUGCCCAAGAGGCUCUGCAUUGGACUCCUCACACUUUUCAUGUCCAUCUCGUUUAUGAUGGNGAUUUGCUGUCACUUUA